Molecule: messenger RNA, 1832 nt
Organism: Rhincodon typus (whale shark)
Lineage: Eukaryota; Metazoa; Chordata; Chondrichthyes; Orectolobiformes; Rhincodontidae
Product: mucin-17-like
Exons: 11
Coding region: 1-1041 (346 amino acids)
Source: RefSeq, a predicted model, not a curated record
AUGGCGCUAGAUACAGAAAUCCCCGAAGACUGCAGCAGUAGUGUGGACUUCUGUGCGGUUAACCCGUGCAAAAAUGAAGGUUUCUUGGAUGUUGAUAAAUGUAUUUGCCAAAGACCCUAUGAAGGACAGUACUGUGAAUUAUUAGCCAAUUCUGUCCCUGGAAACGUGACUUAUGCCAUCAGAGUGACAGUGAAAAUAGAGAACAGAAAUUAUACCAUUGAAAUGGCAAACAGAUCAUCUGAAACAUUCAUGGAAUUUUCAAAGGAGUUUAACAAACAGAUGCAAUAUGUUUAUGGACAUAUUCGAGGUUAUCAAACAGUUGAGAUCACAAUGACAAGCCAGGGCAGUAUCAUUACCGAUCACAAAGCUAUUUUCAACGAUGAAGCAGAGAGGUUCGAUGACAGCAUGAUAAAAGAAACAGUGAAAGAUAUCAAAGACAGCUUACAAUUCAAGAAUUGCACCAACAGUAAUGAUUCACAACAGUGUUCAGGACUUCAGCUCGCGCCGAAUUACAAAAAUGUAUCGUACACAAAUCAAGAUGUGACUGUUGAUUGCUCCACAUCCGUCAAAGACAAUUUCAAGGACGAGUUUACAGCCGUAAAUACAACUUCGGGCUGGAUCUGUGUGUCAAGAUGUCACAGUGGCCAUAAAGAUCACUUGAGGUGCCAAUACGGGAAAUGUGAGCUCACAGAGAAAGGCCCCAAAUGCUUUUGUAACACAUCAAAGGACUACUGGUAUAUUGGGGAAAACUGCCAAUUUCCGGUCCAAAAAUUGGCUUUCAUCAUCGUGACAGUAUUGGUGGUUCUCAUAAUCAUAGUCACAUUGAUAGUGCUGAUUGUGUAUUGUACAAGAUACCGACACAUGGUCAAGCAAAACCAUUUAUCAAGGGAGAAGACCACAAAUCAGAUAUUAAAAUGGUGGGAGGAGGAUAACUGGGAGUGGCCUGCAUCCCAGGGUUUAACGUUGAGCAACCUUGCUGCUGCAGAUAUUUACAGUCUACCCAGAUACUCAGAAUUGAAGAGCCCAGGACAGAGGCCAUGAAUUCAUCUUUCAGGAUCAAAAUGUUAAGGCUGCAGAUGACAGAAGCACACACUGUUUAAAUUCUACUGGUCUGAUUAACACCUCACCUUCUCCACUCAGAAGCCAUGCACUGGACUCACAAACAGAACUGAUCUACAAUAAUCUGAUUAUGACAUCAUGUGUAAUCAUUUAUUUUUUCCUUCGAGUUAAUUCCAUUAAAAGAUCAAAGUUAAUUAUUUCUGGUUUUGUGCUUAAGGCCUAGAAGCUUGGAUGAAGAUCAGUGGGGUCAAUUAUCCUGUGUGUCAAGAGAACUUGUUACACCAGAGACUGACUGGGUAAAGGGAAGGGACAUUCCUGCAACAGAACACGAGAUGGUAAUCAGGCUGGUAAUCAUGGCCCCUUUUGAAUUCACCUUUUGUAUCUCUCAUGCUGGCUUGACUGAGCUGAACCCAGGCUGGCACUUACCUGUAAAAACGAAAGAACUGUGGAUGCUGUAAAUCAGGAACAAAAACAGAAGUUGCUGGAAAAACUCAGCAGGUCUGGCAGCAUCAGAUGCUGAGCUUUUCCAGCAACUUCUGUUUUUGGCACUUUCCUGUGUUGUGUGAUGCAGCAGUAGAUUGCAGCUUCCAAAUAUCAAGAAAUUAUAACUUAAACCUGAGGUUUCUGACCUCACCUCAGACUCGUUUUGUUAAGGAAAGGGUGUGAGAUGGAGAGGAAAAUGUGGUUACCUGUCAUCAAUAUGGUUUUCUGCUAUGUACGAUUGUUAUUUUGGCUAUUUAUUAUUAUGUCAAUUAAAUAUGGAUAUUGCUAAA